AUGAAACGGGAGAAAGGGCUAGAGAAAAAUUUAGACCAAGAAGCUCUGAAAAAAGAGCAGCCAAAUCAAUUGAAGGGAACUGCUAUAAAAGAAGAAGAAAAGGGGAAGUCGAAAGAAAAGGAGGAAGGGGAACAAUCGGAGCAAUCGAAAACAUUUCACAACAACGCAGAAGGAAUAAAGUAG
Messenger RNA from Botrytis porri, 183 nucleotides. RefSeq lists its product as uncharacterized. NCBI's taxonomy places the organism in Eukaryota, Fungi, Ascomycota, Leotiomycetes, Helotiales, Sclerotiniaceae. The record is from RefSeq and is a predicted model, not a curated record. Bases 1 to 183 code for a protein of 60 amino acids. The transcript has a single exon.